This is a messenger RNA of Saccharomyces mikatae IFO 1815, 354 nucleotides long. It is a transcript of the gene DMO2, whose product is annotated as Dmo2p. Bases 1 to 354 code for a protein of 117 amino acids. The record is from RefSeq and is a predicted model, not a curated record. The transcript has a single exon. NCBI's taxonomy places the organism in Eukaryota, Fungi, Ascomycota, Saccharomycetes, Saccharomycetales, Saccharomycetaceae.
AUGAGUAAUAUUUUGGCAGUGUUUAAUCCUCCACCACAGAGAGAACUUGAGAAAGAGGAGACUAUGGACUGUGUUCCUUGUCAAGUUAUGAGUACUAUGUUUUCGGUUGGAUUUGGGUCAUACUUGGCCUCUGGGAAGCCAUUCAAGUAUGGUAAAAAAGAAACCAAAAGGGGAAUUUCUUUGGCUGAAUUUGAGAAGAGAAACCCACGAUGGUGGAAGCUAACUUUACGUAGCUUUGGUGGGUUAUUGAUCGCCUUUGGAUUCGUUAGAGGUACCGAAGGCUGGCUAUGGCAUAAAAAUAAAGAAUAUAAAAACUAUAAGAAAUUAAAUAAUGGUGAACCACGGACUAACUAA